Molecule: messenger RNA, 2035 nt
Organism: Gamsiella multidivaricata
Lineage: Eukaryota; Fungi; Mortierellomycota; Mortierellomycetes; Mortierellales; Mortierellaceae
Product: Gar1/Naf1 RNA binding region-domain-containing protein
Exons: 3
Coding region: 55-2019 (654 amino acids)
Biological process (GO): box H/ACA snoRNP assembly; ribosome biogenesis; pseudouridine synthesis
Cellular component (GO): sno(s)RNA-containing ribonucleoprotein complex
Molecular function (GO): RNA binding
Source: RefSeq, a predicted model, not a curated record
GGAAGGUGAAGGGAGGUGACUGUUGUUGUUCGCCGCCGACGAAAGCCACUUUGAAUGCUACUACAAAAAAAAAGAAAAAAGAAAAGAAAAAAGUGCCUUCCACACCUCGCCCCUUCCUUGAACAUCUCUCCGCUUACGCCGCUUAUAAUACACUCACUCAACGAUACAAUGGACGUGGAAAAUCAUGGAGCCGAGGGCUUUGUCGAGGAGGAUAUGCUCAUGGAAACGGGUCAGGCGCCUAUCCACACCGUCGUUGCCGGGCUUCCCAUUCCACCUGUCGAACCUGCCUUCACCAACGAGCAAUUGUCUGUUGCCACCAGCGACAGCAUGGACGUCGACAGCCAUAUAAACGAGCCUCCCGCAGAUAUCUCAAUAGACCAUGGACCAGUAUCGACUGCACCAUCAACAGCAACACAGCCCGGCACUGGGACAUUGUAUAUCCAUGAUCAGAACUCUUCCAUUGCUGAUACUCCAGCUGCAGCAAGCUCUCUUGACACGACGAUCACUACGGAGGAGAGAAUCGAUGCUGCACUUGCAGGGAAUGAAAUAAAGGAUGCAGGAUACGAGUCGAGUGAUCUGGAGUCAAGCGAUGAUGAUCAGGACGACGAAUCAAAUUCGCCUGGGUCCGAUUCUGAUUCUGAUUCUGAUUCUGACUCUGACUCUGACUCUGGCACAAAAGGCAUGCGCAACAGGCCGAUGACUAUCGAGCAACGCGAGAAGGCAUUAACAGAUCUUGACGCCAUGGAUGACGAGGAAACUGGGCACGACGGCAUCCUGCACACAGCAAACGAGAUCCUUCAACUGCCAGAAGUCAAGAAGCCAGAUAUCGUACUGGGGCCAGACACGAAACUAGAACCGAUCGGCAAAAUCAUGACCAUUGUCGAGAACGUAGUAGUCGUACAGGCUGCCUCCAGUGGCGAGGUUCGUGUUUUAGAUGCAGGAACGGUAACCGCAGUCGUGAAACAAGGAAAUGGGGAUGAGGAGACAGUUAGAGAAGUACUUGGAGAGAUUUUCGAGACCUUUGGACCAAUUGCAAGACCACUAUAUUCUAUUCGAUUCAACACUGCAGCAGAGAUUCCCGCCAUCUGUACAACUGGAUGCAUUGUUUACACAGUUCCAGAGUACAGCUCGUUUGUGUUGACAGGGCCGCUGAAGGCGUUGAAGGGGAGCGAUGCCAGCAACAAGUACGACGAAGAGGUGGACGAGGUUGAGAUGGAGUUUUCUGACGAUGAACAAGAGAUGGAACAUAAGCGGAUGCUGAAGCAAGCAAAGAACAAGAAGAAGGGCAACAAGGAUCGGAAAGCUCCCCAAAUGGCCGCCGAUACCUCUGCUGCAAUGCAGGCCAUGAUGGGAGGGGUACCUUCGGCGACCUCUUUCUCAACACCUGCCCCUCGGAGGCCCAUAGCGCUGCCACGCAGGCCCACGUUCGAUGACGACUACAAGAUUCUUCAGCGUCCGGGUACCAUGUCAGGGGUGCCAGGAGCAUCCCAGACGACAGGAGCAGCUACUAGCACUGUUCCAUGGUAUCAGCAGCAACAGCGGGAAAUCCAAAACAUGAUAGGAGGCACACAGCGGAACCAGAUACCAAGCCUCGCACAGCAGCAGCAAAAGGAGCAGCAGGCCAUGAUACAGUUUCAACAACAGCAGCAAAUCCAACAGCAGCUCUUGAUGCAGCAGCAGCAACAGCAGCAACUUUUCCAGCAGCAACAACAGCAGCAAGCCCUCUAUCAAAAGCAGAUUCAGGAAGCGCAGGCCACCAUCAUGAGGCUCCAGCAGCAACAGCAACAGUUGCAACAACCGCAACAACAGCAACCGCAGGGCCAAUUACAACAGCAGCAACAACAACCACAGCUUUCGCUCCCAAUGAAUGCGGCUUUUAAUCCGCAGCAGGCUUCGUAUGCUCCACAGCAACCACCGGUUGACAGCAGUCAGCAGCAGCAUCAGCAACAGCAACAGCAGAUCAUGAACCUACUGUCACCGCUUUUUCCGACGCAAAACCCCAACCAGUCAAGUCAAUAGUCAUGUAAUAAAAUAC